AUGAAAGAUUUUCCUGUGGUACAUUCUAACGUUUUUGUAUUAUUUAUUGCUACUACGGCCUUUUAUGCUCAGCCACGUCAAGAAUAUAUUGUGGCUUCAAAUACAUAUUAA
Messenger RNA from Phytomonas sp. Hart1, 111 nucleotides. NCBI's taxonomy places the organism in Eukaryota, Euglenozoa, Kinetoplastea, Trypanosomatida, Trypanosomatidae. The record is from the annotation of a GenBank genome assembly.